Messenger RNA from Daldinia decipiens, 2105 nucleotides. RefSeq lists its product as uncharacterized. The record is from RefSeq and is a predicted model, not a curated record. Bases 339 to 1838 code for a protein of 499 amino acids. Lineage: Eukaryota; Fungi; Ascomycota; Sordariomycetes; Xylariales; Hypoxylaceae. The transcript has 3 exons.
ACUGUCGAACCCGACGUAUAAAGGUGCGUAUGGGCUCACAACCUCACCAAAUACAUUAAACACAUGCAUCCACCUUCCCUGUCCUGUCAUUCCUUGCCCUGCAGCUGAGGCAAGAUGUACUAGGAGGCAUCGUAUGCGAGAUGCCGCAAGGUUCACCUGUGUCGUCUGGACGCUGCAUCCACCUCAAUCGAUCCAAUCAGUCAAUCAGUCAGGACCGUAAUAGACGAACUGGCCCAUAAUUAACCAAGAGAUUAUAGUGCGAUAAGAAACGGCCAGAAUGCACACAAUGCAUUCGCGUGGGCAAGAAAUGCCCAGGUUAUCGAGACCAGUUAUCUCUUAUGUUCCGAGACGAGAGUAGCAAGGUUAUACAAAAAGCACAUGCACAAUGGGGCUCUUCGGGGUCUCCUGCUGAGCAAAGCGGAAGUUUCGUUUCGACUUCGGCCUCGGCCUCGGCAUGGACGGACGAGUCGUCGAGCAGUGCUUCAGAUAGUCCGCCGGAAAGUGGUUCAUUACCGCCACCCAAGCUUGUUCCCGCAAAGAUACCUAAGAAGGUAGAUUUAAACAUGGAGCAGCAGGGCCUGCAGUUUUACAUCAAUCGCUAUCUUAUGCACCAUCCCGACUCCCCAAGAACAAGCGAGCAGGUAGCGGCGUAUUUUUCGAAGGCAGAUGCCGCCCAGAACGUCAUGAUAGCCGUAGGUCUCGCAGGACUGUCUAACUUGCUAGGGAAUAAGAACAUGAACCUAAUUGCGCGUUCUAAAUACGUCUCAUCUCUGAAGCAAACCGGACAGCUAAUUGCUAGUAAUGAUCCCGCAGGCCUUGUAGCUCGCCUUCGAAGCGUGGUGACGCUCGCUUUAUUUGAGGUCGUCCAAGGUAAAGGAUCUAGAGUGGCAGUGGGUUUAGCUAGCACACACGUUAAUGGGGCAAUGGCUGUAUUGCGAUCUGUACUGCCUCUUCCGCAAGCCCCUAGUGGAGGUGUACAUGGUAUACUGCAAUUAUUAUUUUCAAUGUUCAUUCCAUACCAAGCGACAGACACGCCUCUUCCACCUGGUUUCUUCGAGACGCUAAAAUUCUGUAAGCAGUUGAUGCAAGGAGUUCCGGAAAGUUGUUCAGUCGAUUUGGCUCUUGCUAUGGUUCGACUUCUCCAACUGUCGGCGACGUUCGAGCACACGGUAUACGCCGACGGGCGUUCGGCCGUGGAUGAUAUCAUACAACAAUUUAUUCAAUUGGAUAAUACGUUUGAUGGCUUAGAGAGGCGGCUACUAGAAGUUUUUCCCUUUACCGAAAAUAGGGGAGAGUAUCCGCCAGAAGCGGUCUUUCGCGGAAAGUGGCACAAGUAUAAUGUGAUAUGGGCUGCCAGGCUAUGGAAUCAUUACCGUUGGGCUCAUAUUCUCACUAACCAAAGGCUGGUCAAGUUUAUAAGCACCUAUCCUAUUUCGAGCAGUCGAACCCUACCGGUUCCUCGAAGAAUAAAAUCUUACGCCACUAUCGAACGACUGGCCGAGGAUAUCCUUAUAAGUGUACCUUCACAUUGGCACCAUCCAACGCUUGAUCCCGAAGUGACUCGAGUGUUUGAGGCGGAUGGAUAUGGCAAUUCCGGAGCGGUAGGAGUACCCAGCCUUCUCUGGCAUUUAAAAGUCGCUGGUUGCGCUCCGAACGUGCCGCCGGAGUUUUGGGACUGGGCUCAUAACGUGUUGCAAGUGGUUUGGAGGCAGAUGGGAAUGCUGCACGCAAAGGCCCUGUCAGAAAUCAUGGAACAGCAUCGGUCUAAAUUAGAUAGAGAGGCGGUCGGGUAUAAAGUAAAGCUCGAAGAGGAGGACGGCCAAAAGCGGAUAUAUUGAAUGACUUAGAUGCUGAUUGUAAGCGGUAUAAGCGGUAUAUCUGGAAAGGCGAGGCGUUCAUGGGCGUGGCUAAGCUAUGGGAAGUAUUUUGAGUUGAUGAUCUACUGGGCAUAUUUAGGAAGAGCAUAUAGGCGAAUGGCAUUAUACAGGUCGGUAAGACUGGGUUUUCAAAAAUACCCCCAAAGCUACCUAUGUAUAUUCGUCUGCGAAUAAUGGUCCACUUGAAUUAUUUUCAGCCUUUUGAUGUCUAAAACUUACCUAAGCAGC